This is a messenger RNA of Venustampulla echinocandica, 2475 nucleotides long. RefSeq names its product Vacuolar protein-like protein sorting vps16. Gene Ontology annotation, molecular function: actin binding. The transcript has 6 exons. Gene Ontology annotation, biological process: intracellular protein transport; vacuole fusion, non-autophagic; endosomal transport. Bases 1 to 2475 code for a protein of 824 amino acids. The record is from RefSeq and is a predicted model, not a curated record. Gene Ontology annotation, cellular component: cytoplasm; endosome; HOPS complex. Lineage: Eukaryota; Fungi; Ascomycota; Leotiomycetes; Helotiales; Pleuroascaceae.
AUGGCAAAUCCGACAGCGGACUGGGAGAGGGUUGGGGAUAAAUUCUACCGGAAGAUCCAGCUCUAUACCGCCAUUUUCGACCAGGACCUGGAGCUGGAGAAUUAUGUUGUCACGGGAUGCUCGUACGGAGGAGCUAUUGCCCUCUACCGUGACGAGUCAAAGCUUCAUACGUUUAGAGGCACCCAAAGCUCCAAAUCUAGCAUCGACUUAUACAGCUGUGCUGGCAAGUUGAUUCGGCGUAUCAACUGGGACAAAGGCUCUAUUAAGGGUCUUGGCUGGUCAGAAGAUGAAAAGCUUAUUGUGGUUACUGCUGAUGGUACCGUUCGAUGUUACUACGACUUGCAGGGCGAUUUCACUCAAUUCUCCCUUGGAAAUGGAGCAGAGGAGUAUGGUGUUAGAGCGUGCAGAUUCUACGGGAGCGGUUUUGUAGCACUGCUUUCAAAUAACCAGUUGGUAUCCGUUACGCGAUAUGAAGAACCCCGACCGAAACUGCUUGCAAGCCCCCCAGAAGGCGACGUCCACUCCUGGACACUCAUACCUCCAGCUUAUACCCUCUCCAGAUCAGUUGAGGCCUUGCUGAGCAUCGGCCAGACAAUCUAUGUUGUCGAUGCUACUGAAUCCGAGGAUCGGUUCCUCGAUAUCGGACCAUUUACACAUAUAAGCGUCUCGCCCAACGGCAAAUUCGCUGCACUCUAUACUCAGAGUGGCCAGGCAUAUGUUAUCACCAGCGACUUUCAGAAUAGGCUAAGCGAGCAUGAUUCCAAAUCGAAGAUCCCUCCAAAAGAUGUUCAAUGGUGCGGGAACGAUGCGGUUGUCAUUGCUUGGGAAGACGAGGUUCAUAUUAUAGGGCCAAAUAAUGCAGCAGCCAAGUACUUUUACGAUGGGCGAGUUCAUCUCAUUGCGGAUCAUGAUGGUGUCCGGCUAUUGACAAAUGAUGUCUGUGACUUUCUACAGAAAGUUCCUGAGGUGACGGACGAAGUCUUCCGGUUUGGCACGGAGUCCCCGGCAUCCAUACUCCUCGAUGCUGUAGAACAGCUUGAAAACCAGUCACCAAAGGCGGAUGAUAAUAUACAAUUAAUACGUCCUAAUUUAGUUGAGGCAGUCGAUACAUGUGUCAAAGCCGCUGGCCAAGAGUUUAGUAUCCAUUGGCAAAAGCAACUUCUAAAGGCAGCGUCCUUUGGCAAGUCAGUUCUGGAUAUCUACAAUAGCGACGAUUUCGUCGAUAUGUGUGAAACAUUGCGGGUCCUAAAUGCGGUUCGUUUUUACGAGAUCGGCAUACCUCUUUCCUACGAACAAUUCCUUCGCCUUACUCCUGAGAAGCUUGUACAGCGACUGAUAAACCGCCGCGAAUACCUCCUAGCAUUGCGAAUCUCAACAUAUCUGCGCCUUCCCACCGACCGCAUAUACGUCCACUGGGCAUCACAGAAAGUUCGGGUGGGCACAGAGGACGAAAACACUAUAUGCCGGCUGAUCGUCGAAAAGCUAUCGGGCAAGCGUGGGAUCUCAUUCGAAGAGAUAGCAAGGGCAGCUUACGAUGAAGGGCGAGGACGGCUCGCAACAGAGCUCUUGAACCACGAACCCCGAGCCGGAAAACAAGUCCCUCUCCUCCUCAGCAUGGAAGAGGAUGAAAUUGCUCUUGAUAAGGCAAUCGAAAGCGGGGACUCAGAUCUCGUUCUCUUCGUUCUUCUGCAUCUCAAAAAGAAACUCCCCCUCGCAUCUUUCUUCCGAGUUAUCAAUAGCCGCCCCGUGGCCACCGCGCUCAUCGAAUCUUCCGCCCAAGUUGAUGAUACCGAAUUACUCAAAGAUCUAUAUUACCAAGACGACCGGCGCAUAGACGGCGCCAACGUAUUCGUCCGCGAAGCCUUGAAGCAACAAGAUUCACGGACAGCGACGGAUAAGCUCGCCCUAGCCGGCAAGCUACUCUCGGAUUCGAAAGACUCUUCAGUUGCGCUGAAAGCUCUCCAGGAAGCGAGCUCGUUGCUCCGUAUGCAAGAAAUCUUCGAUCGGGAUUUGACGGAGUCGUUCACGGGGUUGAGUGUUAAUGAGACGAUGUUUAAGCUGAUCAGACUCGGGUAUGCGAGUCGAGCGAAGAAAAUCCAGAACGAGUUUAAGGUGCCGGAGAGGAUUUCUUGGUGGAUUAGACUUCGAGCAUUGGUGUCAAAGCGUGACUGGGCAGAACUAGAAGAAUGGUCUAAGACACGCAAAUCGCCUAUUGGUUGGGAACCCUUCUUCGCACUCAUCCUCUCAGCAGGCAACCCCAAACUGGCUAGUACAUUCAUCCCUAAAGCAGCACCCUCACUACAACCCAGUGACGUGAUAAACAUGUAUGAGAAAUGCGGCAUGCGUGUUAAGGCAGCUGAGGAGGCUGUGAAGAUCAAGGAUGCAGAGACUGUGGAUCGGUUGAGGAAUGCGGCGGGUAUGGGGACUGUUGAGGGGAGGGAGAUUGAGAGUUUAGGGGCGGCGCUUAAACGAUGA